AUGGGCAGUUGUUUUAGCAGGCCCUCUAAUAACGAGAGGGUGGAUAUUACUACAAGGGGCACUGGCAUAGGGCCUAUAGAGGACAAUAUCCCUGUUCCUAACCCCAUUCCGACUUCUACCAGUGAAAUACCGCGACCCACGCAGGUUAACACUGAGCCAGAUCAGCCAAAUUCCAGGAUAUUUGUUGCUUUGUAUGACUAUGAUGCCAGGACUGAUGAGGACCUUAGUUUUAGAAAAGGAGAACACUUGGAGAUUUUAAAUGACACACAAGGGGACUGGUGGUUGGCCAGGAGCAAGAGGAGUAGAGUUGAGGGUUAUAUUCCUUCGAACUAUGUUGCCAAGUUGAAGAGUAUUGAAGCAGAACCGUAA
Molecule: messenger RNA, 369 nt
Organism: Brassicogethes aeneus
Lineage: Eukaryota; Metazoa; Arthropoda; Insecta; Coleoptera; Nitidulidae
Source: the annotation of a GenBank genome assembly